Molecule: messenger RNA, 2454 nt
Organism: Saccharomycodes ludwigii
Lineage: Eukaryota; Fungi; Ascomycota; Saccharomycetes; Saccharomycodales; Saccharomycodaceae
Exons: 1
Coding region: 1-2454 (817 amino acids)
Biological process (GO): regulation of fungal-type cell wall organization; signal transduction; activation of GTPase activity
Cellular component (GO): cell cortex
Molecular function (GO): GTPase activator activity
Source: RefSeq, a predicted model, not a curated record
AUGGAAACAUCAUCCCCUAACAAGAACUUGGGUUCAUGGCUAAAAUUUAUGAAUAAUCCCAAAUCUUUAUCAACGGAUUCGUUUGCAACACCUAAUAGUAACCCCACUAUUACCACUAAUAAUAGAAUUGGUAAUACUAGACCAAAAUUGUCUAAAAGUUUUAGUAGCAAUAAUAAAAUUGUAUUACCUCAACAAAAAUCACAGCAAACACAAGAUACAUUACAAUAUGAUAUCCCUAACAGUAAUAAUAAUAAUAAUAAUAAUAAUAACAUGGCAAGUUAUAAACAAUACAGGGAUGAUUUUCUAAAGCAACGGCACAGUUUUCAUGGGCGGGUGUUUGGUGUGACAUUGCAAGAAAGCUUAAGUACCGCAAGUGCAGAAGUUAUUGUACAAUCUGAAUCUGUAAGCUUUGGUAAAAUACCCGUGGUUGUGGCCAAAUGUGGUGCUUUUUUGAAGAGUAAUGGUUUAAACACACAAGGGAUUUUCCGUAUAGCUGGUAAUAGUAAAAGAGUCAAAAAUUUACAAUAUAUGUUCUCAACACCAGAUUACGGUGUAAAGUUUAAUAACUGGGAAUCUUUUACUGUACAUGAUGCGGCUACCAUCUUAAGAAGAUAUCUAAACAACCUAGAGGAACCACUAAUACCUAUUGCUUGUUACAAUAAAUUUCGAGAACCCUUGAUUAGCAAACCCAGGAUUUUGAAAAAUAUGCAAAGAGGUGGUUCGAACUUUAUCAGUAGGGAUCAAGAGAACUUAUUGAAAAAGCAGGGGAAAGAAUUGGAAGAAAUGAAAAAUUCAAUAACAGAACAAGAAUAUAGAAGAAGAAGAAAGUCAAAUCAUCAUAAAAGGAAAUUGAUCAGAGAUAUAAGGUAUGCCUUAAAGAGUUAUGAAAAAUGUUUCCACAAUUUAAACAAAGACUCUAAGCAGUUACUAAUAUAUUUAUUAGAUUUAUUAAGUUUGUUUUCUCAACAUUCUGAUAAAAAUUUAAUGACUUCCAAAAAUUUAGCCGCCAUUUUCCAACCUUCUAUAUUAUCUCAUCCAGACCACGAUAUGGAUCCUAGAGAGUAUGAAAUUUCUAGGUAUUGCGUUGAAUUUUUAAUUGAUUUCUCGUAUAAAUUGUUACCACAUUUACUAAAAUUGGGCGAAUAUAAGGCGAAUUCGAAUCCGAUUGUUGCCCCCACUCCCAUUUCCACUGUUGGUACCACCAAAAACAAUGUGCCGAAAACAGAUCAUUCUAGCAAUGGUAAGCUACCCGCUAUUAUAACAACAACCAGCCCAUCAGAAGGUGCAAAUAUUGUAAAUACUAGAUCUCUUGAUAAUAGAUCAAUAGAGAGAGUUGGUUCGCCAAUGUUACCACAGCCAAGAAAGGCUAUUUCUCCCCUGUUAAAUACUCGUAAACUGCAUGUUAAAACAACAAGACCACAUAGUAAGUCUUUAUCAUCAAAACCAGCUAUAUUGCCCGAUGUAUUAAUUAUUAAAAAUAGGAGUAGUAUUUGGAUGGAUUCAGCACCUGAUGAUGAAUUGGAUGAUGAUGAUUAUGAUGAUGAUGAUGAUGACGAUGAUGACGGCGACUAUGAUUAUUAUGACCAUUACUAUGGUGUCAAAGAAAAAGAACGUGUAAAACAUACUAUCAAACAGAAGCCCCACACUUUUCAACAUAACAGCAAUAAUCAGCGAAAAAUUGAAGCCUCUGCAGCUAGUAAUAUAGACAGCGAAGACAGCAGUUUCGAUGAUUUGACUAAUUCAUUUUCUGAGAAUCAGUUGGAACUUGCAGCAGGAGACCUGAAAAAAAGCAACAACAACAGCCACAGCACGUUAGAUGGUAUUAUUAGGAAUGUACAAAGCGGAUAUGCCAAUUCUGCAGACCAUACAGCAGCAAAAAACAUAAGGAAUCAAUUAUUUUGUGCAAACGCCAAUACUUCCAACAGUGUUAAUUCUGUCAUAUCUGCUACUAACAAUAAUUUAAGCGUUCCGAAUUUGUCUAUACCAAGAGUCCGAACAAAAAGAUCCACAAGUAGUCUAAAUUUAAACUCUAGCAUUAGCAAUAGCUAUAGCCCAGUGACACCAAUAUUUGCUCCCAGCCCAUUAACUGGUAGUAACUCCGAUCAAGAUAAUGUAGUGACUGUCAUACCACGCAAUUUUAUAGAUACUAAUGAACAGCAGCAAUGUGCUGUUGACACCAAUGGUGCCUCUAAUCACAGCAGUGCUUCAACUACACCAAUUACGCCCACGGCUAACGCUACACAUAUAAAUAAUCACUCUGCUACAAUUUCUAAUGAUAAUAAUGGCAGCUCAACUACCAAGUGUACUGCCACAGCAACCAAUGUAAAAAUAACCAGUUUCCCAUCGGAUGCUGACGAAAACUUCUUGAGGCCACUAAAGCCACACGGAAAUGGUGUUAAAACUAAAAAAAGGGAUUCUUGGUUUCAGCGGAUAAGAAGUCAUUCACCAAUUUAG